This is a messenger RNA of Leucoraja erinaceus (little skate), 6128 nucleotides long. RefSeq names its product T-cell acute lymphocytic leukemia protein 1 homolog. Bases 4506 to 5468 code for a protein of 320 amino acids. NCBI's taxonomy places the organism in Eukaryota, Metazoa, Chordata, Chondrichthyes, Rajiformes, Rajidae. Gene Ontology annotation, molecular function: DNA-binding transcription factor activity, RNA polymerase II-specific; RNA polymerase II cis-regulatory region sequence-specific DNA binding; protein dimerization activity. The transcript has 4 exons. Gene Ontology annotation, biological process: regulation of transcription by RNA polymerase II. The record is from RefSeq and is a predicted model, not a curated record.
CCAUUGGCACACAAGACAUGGGUAGAAAAAGUGAUAAGGUUUUGCAAAGUUAAAAUAGGGAUUAAGGAGAAAGGGUAAAAAACAGAACUUCAAUGGUAGUAAUCACCGGAUUCGUGUGUUAGUGAUGGUGGAGUGGCAUCAGUCAGGGAAAUAAGUAUAAAGUUGGAAUGUUAUGUUAUGGUUGUACAAGACAUUGAUGAGGCUACACUUGGAGUAUUGUGUCCAGUUUUGAUCACCCUAUAGGAUAUAACCAAUGUUCGAGGCUCUAAGUUAUAGGUAGAUGUUGGGCUGGAUUCUUGUAUUCUUGUAGCGCAGGCAACCUGAGACUCUGUAUACAUACAAUCAUAAGGGGCAUAGAUAGGAUGAAUACACAAUCUUUUUUCAGGAUAGGGGAAUCAAGAACUAGAGGGUCUAGGUUUAAGGUGAAAAGGGAAAUAGGAACGUGAGGGACAACAUUUUCACACAGUGGGCACUGUGCAUAUGGAAUGAUGUUCCAGAGGAAGUAGUUGAGGCAGGUACAAUAAUAACAUUUACUGUAAAAUACAUUUGGACAUGUGAAUGGAUAGGAAAUGCUUCGAGGGGUAUGGACCAAAUACAUGUAAAUAGGACUUGCUUAGAUGGGGCUCCUUGGUUGGCAUAGAUGAGUUGGUCCGAAUGGCCUGUUUAUGUAUCCUAUGGCUCCAUGUUUCAAGGACAUUCAGGUAAGAGUUGCUAUGAAAUAAAUAACAUGUUGGCUGUGGUCAUCUCUAACAGUAGAGUCAGUUUCCCUUCCCAUGAUAUUCAAUGACAUUAUAUCAACUCAUUAUAUCAACUCAUAUACCCAUUGAGAAGAAGUCAAAUGGACUAAUCACAUAAGUGCAAGAACAGAUUAUGGGUUAUUAUACCAGAGUGAGCCGCUCAUCUCCUGACAUGCCAAUGCAAUGCCUCCAUCAAGAAGUCUGGAGUGUGGUGGAACGCCACAUCUAAACAUGGAAAUCAACAUCUGAAUGAGUCCACUUCAACAGCACUGAAGAAUUGCAGGGUGCAUUUUAGCAUUCAGGCUAAAACUGCGCACUGGAUUUCUACCUAAACCAGUAUUAACUGGUCAUCCUAACCUCUAAUCUCUACCAGCAAGAGGGACAGGAUAGUAGGUGUGUGAAAUACCAGCAAAGUUCCAUUCUAACCUGGAAAUAGAUUGUGGUUCCUUCAAAUCUCCAGGCUCAUUGCCUUGAAACCCCAGCAAGGGCACUGCGGAACUAUGCUCACUUGAAAGACUGCAAUAGCUCUAGAAUGCUGUGCUUAUCAUCGCCUUCCACGGGAAACUAAUGACGGCCUUUAUAACCUACAUCCCGAACAUUCAAGGCGGAUACAAGGAACUGCACAUGCUGGUUUACAAAAAAAUACAUAAAGUGCUGGAGUAACUCAGCAGGUCAGACAGCAUCUGUGGAGAACAGGGAUAGGUGGCGUUUCGGGUCGGGAUCCUUCAGCAGAAGGUCUGAAGAAGGGUCUCGAGCCAAAAUGUCACCUACCCACGUUCUCCAGAGAAGUUGCCUAACCCUCUGUAUUGCUCAAGCGCUGUGUCUUUUUACCCGAAAAUCAUCACUGGACAAACGAUUGUUUAAAAUGUUGAUAUAAUUAACGCGAGAUGUUCUAGCGUCGGUUUCAUGGUAGAGGUAAUACUUCUAUAGAUGCCUUUCUCAAAGGCAGUUAAGCUACUUUAGGGAAUCUAUCCAUUUGUUUAGACCGCGACUUAAAACGUUGAUCCUACAGCGAAACAAUCUAUCCGAACGCGCAGAUCAACUUUUAUUUCUAUGUGGUAACUGAUGUCAGCUUGGUAGUCUUGUCCACCGCCGACAUUAAUUACAUUUAGAUGAUACGACCAAUGGAAAUACAUGACUAGUAUUUCUACCUAACGCAGAGACCAAACGCAGAAGCUGAGGGCUAAAUAAUUUAUUGGGAUGCGCGGAAAAUUAUUAUAAUUUUAUUCCCAGCUCCCGAUUUAUUUAAGAAAAAACAUGGAAUCGGCCAAGAUCUGGCAGAACGAAGCUAUACUGAAAUGACUGCAACCGCCCAUGGAAAUAUGAAGGUUGGCUCCUCACUGGAUAUCUGGGUCGGACAAAAGACCUGGUGCACCAUACCACUGGCAAUAUAGCACAAGCUCUUUAUAUAUAGAUAAAACCCUGGAUCUUCACGGUCAGUUUACGUUUAUUUCUUGGAAAAUACAACGAUCUUUAUGUUCUGCCAGUAUAGAAAUUGAAAGCAUUAAACUAUUCUGCGCCGAUUACAAUGUACAGCAUUUGAUUACUUCCCAAUGUUUUCACACCUUGACGAGAAGCAGCUUUAUUUUCCACAUAUAUUUGUCACGUUUGUGCCAGAGCCUUUAUUAUUUCUCCGGUCAGUCGAAAUGAACUAACUGGCCAAUUUAACAGAGGGACAAAUAAUGAGAGGACAAACAUAAACAUUCUCAGUACUAUUAAUGUCUAUUUCAGUGGUAUUUAUAACUCUGCUCCUAGUUCUUAUGGGCAUCAUCGGCAUUACAAAUGCAGCUAUUCGCGAUAAGGUAACCCUGCCAGAUAUUCAAGACAGUUACAGCUCAUAGUUAUUCAUUACUUUUUGGAACAAGCCCCACUAAGCUGCAGCUGUAUUUACAGCUAUCUAUUUUAUUUUAUAUUUUGCUGCAGCUGCCCAUGCAGAAAAUAUGAGUGUACAGAUAAACUAACAUGAAAUUUCCUAUGUAGACUACAUCAGUCAUAGAGCGCGAUAUGGCGAUGCAGAGCUGGAUGGGUUGUGAGUGGAGGGGUGGGGGUGGGAGCCAACUGCAAAGCGCAAGCCGUCUCAUUUACUUUUAGUUUCCGUGUUGAUUUCAUAAAUUAACAUUGAAGCAGUUUUAUUUUAAGUUAAGAUUUCUGUAUCCAUUAAUUUGGGAGACGAUCUUAACGUCCAGGUUACUAUUAUCCAGUAAUGUUGAUAAUGGGUAAACACAAUAGACUCGAAUGAGGUCGAAGAGGUAUGUGGGCACGUGUCCUUCUGCCUUCUUUUUAAACUUAAAGUUCAUGCAGACGGUGUUCACAACACUGUAGGAAAAAAACUGUCAAUAGGCCACCGUCAAUAUUGCUGUGUAGGCAUUAAUACCCAUAUAAAUUAUUUGUUUGGGAACGUAAUUGCACAUUGACAAUAUUCUAUAAAUUAAGACAAUCUUACUAGUCCAGAUCCGAUCCAACCAUAUUUUCAAGAUUCCAAGUGUUACAAACUCGACCUGCCAUUAACCUAUUAUUGGAUAAAAGCGUCAAUCAAAUCCAAUUAUUAAAAACCAGUGUUUGCCGUUUUUAACUAAAACAGCCCUGAUACCUUGUAGACAAUUAUUUCCUUUGCAUUAUGUUCAUAGGCCAAACAGUUUCCAACAUGAAAUGUAUAUUUCAAUUCUAUGCAAUUUACACUUUGAUAAUUAAUUGAUAUCACACGCUCAAUUGUAUUCAAUAACCAAGUGUACAGAACAACCCACUGAUAAAUUAUGAUAUUUUAUAAUAUUUCGUUCUAAGAUUUUUUUUAAAAGCCUUCCAUUGUAAAAAAUAACAAAAGAUAAACGAUUUUAACCUCAAAAAGUCAUUUCGGUAAUAUAAUCAAAUAAUCUGCCUUUGGAGUGAUCUUUUAGGCUUUGAUAAGGCAUAAUGCUCUUCGUCCUAAUGUUAAAUUUGUCCUGGUCUAUCGCAGUACAAUCACAUCUCUGAUAGGGAAUCAUUUCUGUUAAGACUUAAAAUAUACCGGCCUUUAACACCGCUCAUGGUAAAAUGCCUGUCUAGGAAAUGUCUAUAUUUUUCAAAUUGCGAGGAAACAUGGGAAACUAUUUUACUCAAUGUCCUUCCUUAACAGUUGCUUUGUUUGGUUCCAUCGCUGAGAGAGAGAGAGAGAGAGAGGGGGAAAAACGAACAGUCCUGCGGAUGCAUUGAAUUCGUCAUUAAAAUUAAUUAAAGGCUGAGUAGGUGUUUCCAAUUUAAUGAAAACAUGGGAUAAUUACCACAAAGAAAACAUAUAUAAAUUACAAUUCAGGUAGGCAGGCAAGAGCAUUUUGCUAUUCUGCAAUCUCUUUUAGUGCCACAAAAAAAAUCUAUAUAAGGUUUUUAUGCCUUGCGUUCCAAAGUUAUUCCUAUGCAUAUCCAUGCAAUAUUUUUCCGCUUUCCCUCGAUAAAAUUGCCAAAUAAUAAUGAAUCAUUUCAUAAAUAAUGGCUUGGCUGUCUUAUCUGGGCAGGGCGGCCAGGGCUGGUUUCUUAUCUCGCCUGGCCACAUUGCUGUAGUGUUCCGCUCUCCAUACUAAAUAGGAAAUCGAACGUGAUGUAAAAUCAACUCCACUCUCCAAGGCAUAAGCUGCCAAAAAAACUUAAUACAGCACAAAGAUCAGCCAUGGAGGGGGCUGAAAAUGGCUGCUAACGCUUUUCUAAUAAGCAAGGAUGAUGAAGUUGUUUCGCCAUUUCUUCCAACCUUUGACGCGAACUCAGUUAAGACAGUGACGAAUUCCAUACUUCAACACGAUGAUGGAAAAGGUCGGAUUGGAUCCUGGUGAAAAUCGCAGCGAUGAUCUGAGCCCCGUUGAGAAAGAUUCCCCAGGACAGGCAGCGGGACGGACGAGCGAGCCUGCAGACCAAUCCACCGAGGGACAGCGGGUCCAAGCUGAGCAGCAAACUGCGUCAAAUGAUGGGGUUUCCAAGGAAACCAGGCACGAUUCCCCUGAUCCCCUAUCGGAAGUGCCCGUCAUAAACCUAAUGCAAAGAGGGGUCCAGCCUAUAAAUGAGAGUGAUCAGAAAGGCACGUUUACUCAUUCAGUGCCGACCACCGAGUUGUCAAGACCCCCUGUGCCUCUGACUCUGCAGAGCCCAGUGAACGAGAAUCGGAUGGUCCAGUUAACGGCAGCGCAUCUCACCCUGCCUGCAGCCAGAGCGAUGCUGUACAACAGCUCGUCCCAGUAUCAGACCCUGCCUCUUCUAAGCAGUGAUCCAGAACCAUUCAACAUGUUCCCCAGUAACAGAGCGAAACGAAGGUCGGGUCCUUACGAAGUGGAAGUCACUACUACUGGUGGCUCGCAGCCUAAAAUCGUGCGGAGGAUCUUUACAAACAGCAGGGAGAGGUGGAGGCAACAAAAUGUCAACGGAGCCUUUUCUGAACUUCGCAAACUGAUCCCGACCCACCCUCCCGACAAGAAACUUAGCAAGAACGAGAUCCUCCGCCUGGCCAUGAAAUAUAUCAACUUCUUGGCCAAGCUCCUGAGUGAUCAGGAGCAGGAGGGCGAGCAGCGAGGGUUACAACUAAAAGAAGGGGACAGUACCAGAUUGGCCAGCGAUGACAUCGAGGAGAUGUCUCCAGAAUCGAGCUGUGGAAGUUGUUUUGAUGGAACAGGAAGCCCGGGAAGCCUAAGCGAAGAGCACGAUCACCUCGAGUCACGACACGGAAACCACCAUCACUCCAUACUUCCUCCAGAUGUCAAUGGACAACGGUGAUAUCCUUGCAACAAAAAGAGCCGACAGGGAGAAUGGAAAAUUGCAGCUAAAAGAUAACAGACUGUUACACUUACCACCGUCUGCCGAAUCAAUUAGCGUUUUAUUUUCAUUUUCAGUACAACAUUAUCACUAACAUUUUCAGGUACAAAAAAUACUAAAUGACUGUCUUGCUGGAUGUAAAUUAGUCUGUUAUCGGAUUUACGAUUGACACUGUUUAAAUACAGGAUGUAAUAUUUCCUAAAAUCGUGGUACAUGUAAAUAUUGUACGAGCUUCGAGCGCCGUAUGUGGAGAGCAAAUGGAAAAUUUCCAUGGAGCAAAUUCUCCGUCAUGGAAAAUUCAAGGCGGCCAGGAGUAGUUUUAUUUAAAGCAGUAACAUUUCCCCCUGACAUGUUGCAUGUUAGGCUUUUUAUAUCGACAUAAUCAAUUCAUACACUCUAGCCAGGACGCACUAAUCAUUUGUCAAAGAAAGACUGAGCAGGAGAGGUACUUUGUUUUACAUUAAAAUGUGGUCCCCGGAAAGGGAUCCCGGGACUUCAAACGUAAAUAUAAAUUAGAAGACGAAAUGAAAUUAAAAAAAAAAACUUGAAUUGUUGAGACAUUUUGCAAUCUAAGUUUUUUAACCCCCCCCCCCCCCCCCCCCCCCCCCCCCCCCCCCCCCC